AUGUGGGUUCAUCUGAUAAAUGACUGCUGUUUCGUCGUCGUUUUUUAUAUUACUUUACCGGUAAGUGGUAAUGUAAAGAUCAAAAUUUUUUGGGUAUGGUAGCGUAGGAUAGGGUAGGCUACGGUACGGUAGGUUGAGGUAGAGUAAGGUUAAAGUAAGGUUUUGAUACAAGGUGAGGCAAAAGCUAUAGCUACGGGAAAAUGGUUUAAUGAAGGAUAGUCUAAAGAAAGUCAAGCUUAUGAUGGCUUAGGACAGUCUAAGGUAAGAUAACCAAUGGUAGUCGAGGUUAGAGGAUAGCCUUUUAUUGUCUGAGGUAGAGUAGUUUAGACUAAAGUUGGGUAUCGUAUGAUAGGAUAGAGUACAGUAAAGUAAAGUAAGUCACAGUAGAGUACUGUAAGACAGGGUAAGUUAGGUUUUGAUAUUGUAGAGUAGGGUAAGGCAAGUUAGAGUAGAGUAGAGUACUGUAGGAAAACGCACGGUAGAGUACAGUAGAGGAAGUAGGGUACGAAAGAGUAAGGUACUGUGAUGGUAUAACUUUGUUGUGUAGGGCAGGGUAUGGUAAGGCAGGGUAGGAUAGGGUAGGGUGGGUGGGGUAGGGUAGGGUAGGGUAGGGUAGGGUAGGGUAGGGUAGGAUAGGGUAGGGUAGGGUAGGGUAGGGUAGGGUAAGGUAAGGUAGGUUAGGAUAGGAUAGGGUAAGGUAGGGUAGGGUAGGGUACUGUAGGCAGGGCCGGGCGGGGACUUUUAGUCUGGGGGCGGGGGUCCAAAAAAUCGGCACAGGUGCUUGCAUAGUUAAGAUAAAAUGUAUUAAUCUUCUGUUUUCAGGAGUUAUUCCCCUUGAAUGGCCAAGUCUUUGUUGUUCCAUCAAAUUUUUCAAAAGGUCUAGGAGCAUAUUGGAGUACAUGGUUCACUUGUCUAUAUUACUAUGCAGAGAUUCUUCAGUUAUCGCUAUUUCCAGUUGAUUUCUACUACCGAUAUCGAGUUGUUUGCAAGUCAGUAGAGGUCAAAAAGUUCAUAGAAUAUACUAUUUUUUCAUUUUCAAGUUAAAAAUUUUAUUUAAAAAAAAAUUUUUGCCGCGUCAAAAAGAAUUGACCUAUUUCGCUAUAUAAAUACAUAAGAAACCACCCAAUUCUUUUUGAUGCGGAUUUAAAAAAGUUUAAAAAAUGCCAUUUUAAAUUAAAGUAAACAAUUCUAGACAAGAUAUAAUGUCAAGUAAGAAGCUGUUCACAAUGAUAGGCAUGUUGGCUAUAGCUGUAUUUAUGCAAACAAUGGUUUUGUCACGAUACAUGUUAAAAAGAACGGCAGAGUACGACGUGGUACUGAGAGAUGCGUUGAAGACAACCAAGUUGCCAAUGUAUCUGGCUACUUCUACAGUAAGUUGGUGGUAGAGUUUAUGGUUUUUUUGGUCAAGAAGUUUAGGACCGGGCAGGGUUGGGUAGGAUAGGGGGCGUAGAAUAGAGUAAAGUACGGCAGGGUAAAACUGAUAAAUUUUAGCUUUGAAGGUCAAGAAGUUUAUAGAAUUAUUAUAUUUUAGUCACUAUGGCUAUUAUAAACUGUAGUUUAAAUAUUUUUGAAAUUUGACGAAAUGCCACAAAAGUUAUUGAUUUUUUGACAAAGUGUCACAAAAAUAUUGAUUUUUGAAAAAUUUGCGAUUUUGCCCAAAAAGUAAUAAUAAAACACAAAUUUUAUUUUUAACGGUCAGAAAGUUUAUAGAAAAGUUUUUUUUUUGGUCCAAAAUCUCAUCGAAAAGCUAUUUUUGUAUUUUGGUCCAAAAGUUUGUAGAAAGGCCAGUUUUAUAGUACUAAAAUCAGUGGAAGAGAAUCAAUAUUUUUAUAUUUCAAAAUCCGAUAUAAUCAUAUUUUAGCCACUAUGGCUAUUAUAAACUGUAGUUUAAAUAUUUUUAAAAUUUGACGAAAUGCCACAAAAAUUAUCGAUUUUUUGACGAAGUUUCACAAAAGUUAUUGAUUUUCAAAAAAUUUACAUUUUUGGCCAAAAGUAUAUAAAAAAACUCAAAUUUUACUUUUUGCGGUCGAAAAUUUUGUAGAAAAGUUAUUUGUUGGUCUAAAAGUUUAUGGAACGACCAUUAUUAUUGUACUUUGUACUAUCAAUAGGAAAGACUCAGUAAUUCCAUUUUUCAGAAUCCGAUAUUAGCCUACCCCAACUUAGUUAUGAACAUGUUUUUUAUUUUGUUUUGUUACGCCAUGUGUGCGUACGUGUUCUUUACCAUUAACAAUGUACUAAAGCGUAAUUCGAGAGUUAGUGGGAAUGCCAAAGCGGUUAAAAUCGAAAAACAAGUUACUCGGCUUAUGAUUGCACAGGUAAGUAACCCUAACCCCACCCUGCUCUUACUUGUACUAAUAGUACUAGUAGUACAAACAGUAGUAUCACUACCUCGCCCUUUAUUGGUACUAUUGAUGCUAGUGGUACUCCUGUAUCAACCUCUUUACUUGCUGGUACUAAUGAUACUAUUGGUACUCCUACGUCUAUCCUUGCCCUUACUAUUAAUAAUGGUAUUAGUGGUACCCCUAGGUCUACCCUUGCUUUUACUGGUACUAAUAAUGCUAUUAGUACCCCUACUUCUACCUCUGCCCUUACUGGUACUAAUGAUACUGUUGUUACUCUACUCUGUCCUUACUAUUACUAACAGUACAAGUGGCAUACCUAUUCGUUUUGCAACCCUGCUUUUACUGGUACUAAUAGUACUAGUAGUAUCCCUACCCCUAACCUACAGUACACCUUACUAUACGGUAUGACCUGUUUUCUACCGUACUUUACCCUACCCUACCCCUCCCACCCCAAUAACAACUAAAAAUUAAUCAUUCUACAAACUUUUUGACCGCUUCAUUUUCAGAGUGUAGUACCAAUGUUUCUUCUUUCCCUACCGGUGUUAGUGACAGCCGGCUGUGCCCUUAUAAAUGUGCCAUUAUUAAUAAUGGGCCCAAUUAAUAAGAUCAUAUUAUCCUGGAAUGGCAUUGUCAAAAUCAGUUCCACUAUUUUGGUGGUGCCCAGCUAUCGCAGUUUCAUUUUAUUCAAAGUGGGUGCGAAAAAGAAUGUCACAUUGACGACGAUCAGCAAUAUCAGUGACAGUCGAGUCAAUAAAUCAACAAUGUAG
Bursaphelenchus okinawaensis is the source of this 3109-nucleotide messenger RNA. Lineage: Eukaryota; Metazoa; Nematoda; Chromadorea; Rhabditida; Aphelenchoididae. The record is from the annotation of a GenBank genome assembly.